Molecule: messenger RNA, 1533 nt
Organism: Penaeus monodon (black tiger shrimp)
Lineage: Eukaryota; Metazoa; Arthropoda; Malacostraca; Decapoda; Penaeidae
Gene: RagA-B
Product: ras-related GTP-binding protein A
Exons: 9
Coding region: 152-1111 (319 amino acids)
Biological process (GO): regulation of autophagy; cellular response to starvation; cellular response to amino acid stimulus
Cellular component (GO): Gtr1-Gtr2 GTPase complex; nucleus; lysosome
Molecular function (GO): GTP binding; GTPase activity
Source: RefSeq, a predicted model, not a curated record
GCUAUCAACAGAAGCUUUCUCCGUGGCACUCCUAUUUGAGCUACUGCCUUCAUUCUGACGUCAGGAAAUACCUAUCGGGCGCAGGACAGACGCCUCAGUUGGAAGGAAUUGGUGGUGUGUGUGUUGCCGCGCCUCGACUGCUGACAGCAAGAUGAAUCCUACCUGUAACAGGUGUUCGGCGUUCCACAAAAAACGCCAGGUACUGCUGAUGGGCAAGAGUGGGUCUGGAAAGACCAGUAUGCGCUCAAUCAUUUUUGCAAAUUAUAUUGCAAGAGACACAAGUCGUUUGGGAGCUACCAUUGAUGUGGAACACUCGCAUGUACGUUUCUUGGGAAAUUUGGUCCUGAACCUCUGGGACUGUGGAGGACAAGAGGCAUUCAUGGAAAACUAUUUUGCUUCACAAAGAGAUAACAUCUUCAGAAACGUGGAAGUUCUCAUAUAUGUCUUUGAUGUGGAAAGCCGUGAGUUAGAAAAGGACAUGCAUUAUUACCAGAGUUGCUUAGAGGCAAUCUUACAGAACUCCCCAGAGGCUCGUGUUUUCUGUCUCAUACAUAAAAUGGACCUUGUACAAGAUGACCAGAGGGAUGUUAUAUUCAGAGCCAGAGAAGAAGACCUGAAACGCUUGUCUAAACCACUGGAGUGUGUCUGUUUUCGAACAUCAAUCUGGGACGAGACACUGUACAAGGCUUGGUCCAAUAUUGUGUAUGAACUUAUCCCAAAUGUAAAGGAACUGGAGCAGAAUUUGAAAGAAUUUACAAAUAUCAUUGAUGCUGAUGAGGUGUUGUUAUUUGAGAGAGCAACUUUUCUAGUUAUCUCUCACUACCGAAUGCGACCACACAGAGAUGCAAACCGCUUUGAAAAGGUGUCAAAUAUAAUAAAGCAGUUUAAACUUUCGUGCAGCAAAUUAGCAGCACAUUUCCAGAGCAUGGAAGUACGAAACUCUAAUUUUGCUGCCUUUAUUGACAUAUUCACGUCCAAUACCUACUGUAUGGUGAUCAUGUCUGAUGCCUCAAUUCCCUCGGCAGCCACUCUUAUCAACAUUCGCAACGCACGAAAACACUUUGAGAAGCUUGAAAGAAUGAGUCAGGGGCAUCUUCCUCUGUCUAGAUAAGUUAUUGGAUGUAGGAAUGCUGUAAAUAUUCCUCUUUUUUAUUAUUGAAAGUGUAAUAAUUUGAUAAAUUUCUAUAAGUAGUUUUAAGCUGCUAUAUUGACAUAAUGCCAUAUUAAAGUAUAAAUGAUCCUCUUUUUGUUAUUUAUCAUUUAGAAGAGUAUAUUUGUGAACAUUGACGUCAUAUCUGUCUUUGGCAAGUUUUAAAAGUUUUAUAAAUGUGUGGCCUAUAUAUUAAAGCCAUUAUUCAGCAGCUGUUUGAAAGAUUUGCUCUAAAUGGCAUUUCUGCUCUAAUGUCUUUCAACAGACAUGCUCAUUAUUUUUAUUGCAAUGCUUGACUUUGAAGUUAAUGUUGCUUUUGUCUCCAAAAAAACACCUUUUUUUCACUGUUGCUCAUUUAAAAAAUUAAAAGGAUUAUAAUGAAA